AUGGCAAGCCCUUGGCAGGACUGGCAGUUCUCAUCAUUUUUUGGUACUGAAUCCAGAGUGAAACAGCAGGAACUUAAGACAAAGAGACAAACCAUGGAUUCAGUAUUUGUGCCUGAAAAUGGCUACCUUGAUUUACUGCACAGUGAUAUUGAUCCAUUGCAUCUGUGUACUUUCUUCGAUCCUAAGUCAUCUGGAGAUGAAGAAGGUGACUUCUCUACAGAUCUUGAAGUUGAUGACAGCAACUAUGAACAGUUAAAUAAUGUGGAUUUCCCAUAUGAAAAUGGAGAUGGCUUCUACCCCUGUUCCAACACCAUGGAUGCUUAUGCUAAAAUAGCUGAAUUAGUAGAAUAUGUGCUCAAGGAUCAGCAGGAGAAGCAGGUCGAAGACAUUUUUGCAGGGAACCUUAUUUUGGAUGACAUUGCUGCUGAAAACACUGAGAAAUUUCCUGACAUAAAGAUGCAGACAUGUCUUAAACGAACUUUCUUAGGCUCUGCAGCAGAGGGUUACUGUGAUGUUUCAGAACCCAAAUAUAAGAAAAUUGCAGAAGCCCCUGCAGCGUCUGCAGGGAAUGGCAGUUUCUUUGCUAUGCCUCUCAACAGCCACCCAGUGAGCUGCACCUCCCUAACUAACCAGCACAUGUCCUUUUCUGCUCCUGCUGCCCAUGGGCUGGAAAGAAACCUCAUAAUUCCUGGAUUGUCAGGACCUUUCACCUCAGAGUGUCUACCAGCCAGUGUAAAGGAGUACCAAGAGAAUCAAAACUUGGCAAGUCCUCCUCAGCAGAUAUUUAACUUAGUUCUUGAAAAUAGCACAUCUGAUGUUGUAGUAUAUCCAGUGCUGGCAUCUUCUAUGGAAACAUUCAUGUCUCCAAGUUUUCCAGUUAAUUUAUGUGAUUUAGAGACAUUUCAAGAAGUUCAAGAUUCCGUAAUUCCUUCUGAAGAACCUUUCAAAAGACCAGAGCAAGUGGAAACCUUCUGUUCGUCACUUAAAGAUUAUUUCCGAGACACGUGCAAAUCUGUGACCAUGGAGCGGGAAGUAAAUCUGGAUCACCUGUUUAUUGAUGGGACACUUGUUCAAACUCAAACUGAAACAAAGACUGGAAAGAAUAAUGCAAAAGCAAUGGAAAAGGAGCUGGUAACCUGCAGCCUGCAAGAGAAGGAAAAGACAGUCAUUGAUAGAAGCCAAGUAUUUCAAAUCCCACAACGUAAAGACUUAGAGACUAAAGUGAUUGUGGUGCUGGGUAAAGCAGGAAUGGGCAAAAGCAUUCUGGUUCAGAAGAUCUGCCAGGACUGGUCCAGUGGAGAGUUUUCUCAGUUUGAAUUUGUAUUUUGGUUUGACUGCAAACAAAUAAGCUUGCCUGAGAAACGAUACAGCCUGAAGGAGCUGCUGCUUGAAUUUUUCGUAAAACCUCAAGAGGGAAGCAAAGAGAUCUUUGAGUAUAUAUUGCAAAAUCCUGCUAAAGUCCUUCUGAUUUUUGAUGGUUUUAAAGGAUUGCAUGAUCAUGAGAAUUUUCCUCGUUGCUCAGCCAGCCAGCCUGAAAAGGAUUUGUGCAGUAUAAAGGAGCUGCUUUCAGGACUCAUCCAAAAGAAGUUACUCAAUGGUUGUACUUUAUUAUUUACAGCAAGACCAAAAGACAAACUGUACCAGUAUGCAUCCAAAGUGGAUAAGACUAUUGAAAUAGUAGGAUUUUCCUCUCAACAGAGAGAAUUGUACAUAACCAAAUAUUUUGAAGAAUCACCCUACUGUGAUAGUGCACUGAAAUUAAUCAAAGAGUGUGAAUACUUGUUCAGUCAUUGUUACAGCCCUGUUAUGUGUAGAUUUGUUUGUUUUCUCUGUGAGGCAGUGCUUGAAAUGGGAGAGAAAUGUCUUCCUUCAACUCUUACUGAAGUCUUCCUGAAAUUUUUUAAGCAGAAGAUAAUGCUUAUGCAAACAGAUGUUACAACCACACAAAAUCAAGAGAGUCUUGCUACCCUAGCCCGUAUAGCCUGGUGUCUUGGAGAAAAGCACCAAAGUGCCAUGAAAAGUGAUUUUCUUCCUUCUAAGGAAGUUAAAGAGUUUGCUCUGAAGUAUGGGUUUGUCCUGCCAUUUGCAUUUCCCAGACAUUCAGAUAGUGAAGAAGAGGAAUUUGGGAUCACAUUCUCUGAUUUUGUCAUUCAGAAUUUCUUGUGUGCACUCCACCUUCUGUUAGCAGAAGGACUCAAGGAUAAAAAUCUAACAAAGUACCUGUCUUUUCUAUCCAAGAAGAAAAAACCUUAUAACUGGUUAGAUUUGAUGCCUCGAUUUUUGGUUGGUUUGAUGUUUCUCCAGGAUGACCUCUAUUUGUACUCUCUUUCAAAUGUGGAUGCAAAACAGUCAACCAAGAAACAGAAGACACUCUUGAAAUACAUUAGAAGGCUGCAGAUUAAUACUCUCUGUCCAGAGAGGUUGCUGGAGCUUUUUCGUUGUGUUUAUGAAACACAGAACAAUUACCUUCUGCAGCAUGUGGCCUUAAGACUCGAACCAGACUUGUCUUUUCUGGGCAUAGUUCUUACACCACCUGAUGUCCAUGUACUGCUCUCUAUUUUGAAAAGGUCAAGAAAAGAGUUUUCCUUGGAUUUGCGAAACAGCAACAUUGACUUGCAAGGGCUGCAAGCGUUGGUCAGCCUAAGGAAUGUGACAUCGUUCAGGGCUUCCCUCAGUGACACAGUCAGGCUUUGGAAAUCUUUAGAACAGACAAAAGAAUAUGAACUGCUGAAAGCAUCCACAGAAAAAUUUGUUCUUGAUCCCUUUAAGGCAAAGACAAUGAAGGACAUCAGUGACCUCUCCGACCUUGUAGAGAUGCAGAAGAUGAUGAAUUGUGUUCAAGAAGCAUCUGGUUGCACCAGCUAUGAAAUUCCUGCCAUUAGAAACCUCAGAAAACUCGAAUUUGCGCUGGGUCCAGCAUGUGGCCUCCAAGGAUUGCUAAAACUCGUGAAAAUUCUUGCAGCAUUUCCAUCACUUCAGCAUUUAGACCUUGAUGCUCUGAGUGAAAAUGGCAUAGGAGAUGAAGGAGCAAAGAGUCUAUCUGAAGUCUUUCCAACCCUGACAUCACUGGAAACAUUAAAUUUAUCACAGAAUAAAAUAACAGAUCUGGGUGCAGAGAACCUUGCUACAGCUCUCCCUUCCUUGUCUUCCUUAAAAACACUAAGCUUGUACAAUAAUAACAUUUGUGAUUUUGGAGCAGAAAAUCUGGCAAAGGCUCUUCCUGCAAUGACAUCUUUAAGAGUGCUAGAUGUUCAGUAUAACAAAAUAACUGGUGUUGGAGCCCAGCAGCUGACAGACAGCCUACGAAAAUGUCCCCAUAUAAAGAACUUGGUGAUGUGGAAUCCCACCAUUCCCUAUGGAAUUCUUGAACACCUUCACCAGCUGGACUCCAGGAUCAGUGUGUAAAUUCAUAGGAUUCCAAAGAGGUGUCAUAAAGAAGAGGGGAAGGUGUCUUCUGUGCUGUCCUGUCUUCUUGCUGCUUUAUGAAUCAAUGUUUUCAUGUUUGUUGCAAAAAUAUCACAUUUAAGUUUCUAAGCUAUGCUAAAAUGGGGUGAAUGAUAGAGUUUUAAAAUGCUAUUGAAACACCCAACUGUAUUUCUACUUAAGUGGUAGAAGAGUCAAGUUUCAAAGAUGAAAAGAGCAUCUGGAUACUGUGACCACCAUUAAAAGAGACCAGGAACCACCAGGAUAUUGUGAGUAUAAAAUUCCAUCAUUGAGUCAUGGAAGUGUAAACUGAAAGCUGCUUAAAUUGCAACAUCUGAAGCACUGACAGAUCAAAUCUGAUUGUUUGUUUCAUGGUGCCAGAGGUACCUGCCAUCAGAUUUGGUCUGAUGAUUUUGGACUUUCAAAGAUCAAAGUUACAGAUUUCACCUAUCUGUAUGGACUGAUUGGAAGCACUAGGGUGAGGAGCAUAGAAAAGAAUCAUCGAGCCCUAGAAAAUGUUCUGAUAUUAUAAGAUUAUCCACAAGAAUCUAAAAGUUGCUCUUUUCUUCAAAAUAAUCAGUGAAUCUAGAAAUUGCUCUUUUCUUCACUAGUAAUCAGUGCUGCCUUAAGGGACAGAAACAUAUCUUCUAUGACUUGUUACAGAAUCUGUCAAAAAGAUUGGGGGGGGAACAAAGAAGAGAAGAAUUGAAAGUGAAAACUAUGAAAUAUUUUUCUAACAUUAUUGUAGAAAUCCAAAUGGAUAAAAAUAGCCAGUUUAUUGCACACAAAUCCUCAAACAAUCUUGGAAGGUUUUUACUUUGUCUCAAAUGAGAACUUUAAAAUCAUAUAACUGGAUUGGUAAUUUCUUAAAUGCAGCUGGCAGCAUAAAUGUUUACAAGCACAAAUUUUAUACUUGACAGUGAUAUCACUACUGUGUGUGGUUUAUGUGACCUUCUGGUACAGAGUUAUGAGUAACCAGGCAAUCAGACAAAAGCACAUCUCAAAGCACCAUCAUGUCUUUGCUGCUGGUCUCAGUCAUAUGUGGGCCAGAUAUGCAUCCUGCUGAGUGCAACAGCAAAUCAAUUGUCUCUUUUAUUCUUUUAUUUCUGCUCUGUGAACAUGAAGAGAACUUAAAAUUGUGCAGAGGCAAUUGUCAGGUCAGGAGCACCAUUCUGGCUUCCUGUCCAGAUACAGUCUGAGACAGAACCACAAAAAGGGAUGGAAAAACCUAGGAAUGCUCAAAGGAAGUUUAUACUUCACAGUUAGCUCAGGGUUAGUUCAACAACCUCUGAAAUCCUUUCUGCUAGGAAGCACUGACAAUACUGACCCAAGGAUCUGUGCAAGCUAGAAUCUCUCAACUAACCUCCCUCUGUUUCUUGGUCUUUAAAAACUCCCAUAUUUAAACAGUUCAGAACCACAACAUUCAUUUUCUUUCCAACAAAUUUUACUCCUCUGCUUAAGUUUCAAUGCCUGCAGAUUCUUGACAUCAGGUAUGUGGACAAAUUAAAGACAGUGGACAAAUUAAAGAAAGAAGGGAGGAAGGAAUAUUUCUUCAUUGUUUCUGAGAGCAGGGAAUCAUAGAACAUGUGAAGGAACAGAGAGCAAGGUGGAAAAACACUGUGGAGAAUAUAACUGUAAUUAGAAUGUGGCAUUUCUGUUAACUAUCUGCAUGGUUCUUCUCUCUAACCAAACUCUAGCCAGAGCCAUGGAUAAAAAAUAUCUUAUUUAUUCUCUCCUCUUUGAGCUGCUUGAAUGAGAGGGAGUUUGAGCCAAAUCUGGUGUGAUAUUCCCAUCAGCCUGCAGCACUCCAGCCAUGCACAUCCGGGGUGAGCCCUUGUCUUGGCUUCUCUUAACCAAGCUUUGGAUGACAAAUGUCCCUUUAGGGAUAUAUUCUGCAGCUGCACUUUACCGUGACUGAGUCUGAGAAUGUGCUAAAUAUUUCACAGGCAGCUGAAUGUUACAGGAUGCUGUCUAGACUGCUAAAAUCAUAUUUGGUGUACUGCUGUUCUCUGAGUUAGUGGGAGAUGUGCAUUUGUAAUGUACCGAUUGUAAAUCUUGCUAUUUUGGUGUUGGUUUGUGUUUUGGUUGUCUUUACACAUCAUUUUUAAAGUAUUAAUAAAA
This is a messenger RNA of Poecile atricapillus (Black-capped chickadee), 5544 nucleotides long. It is a transcript of the gene CIITA, whose product is annotated as class II major histocompatibility complex transactivator. The transcript has 21 exons. Bases 1 to 3405 code for a protein of 1134 amino acids. Gene Ontology annotation, biological process: positive regulation of MHC class I biosynthetic process; inflammatory response; positive regulation of MHC class II biosynthetic process. Gene Ontology annotation, molecular function: ATP binding; protein binding. NCBI's taxonomy places the organism in Eukaryota, Metazoa, Chordata, Aves, Passeriformes, Paridae. The record is from RefSeq and is a predicted model, not a curated record.